AUGCCUUCCGUUGCUCCGUUACGUAAUACGAAAGCCGAAGAGAUAUCAAAAAAACUUAAAGGUGUUGAACGGUACAAUCCACAUAAUACAAGUUUACUCGAAGAAUACGUUCAACAUCAAAUCGAUAAUCGUUUAUAUGAUUUCGAUGCAAAUAUGGCUUUAUUAAAAAUGUACCAAUUUAAUCCUGAUUUUUUUCAACCGAACAUUGUGUCGAAUAUAUUGUUAUUGGCAUUAUCAAAUCUUCCAAAACCAGAUUUUUUACUUUGUAAAUAUUUGCUUGAUACGCAAAAAUGUCAACAAAGCAAACGUUUACAGGAAAUAUUGCAUUAUGCUGAAUUGCUUGAAUCUUGUCGAUUUCAAGAAUUUUGGAAUGUACUCGAUAAUAAUAUUAUCAAAAUUCCUGGGUUUGAAGAACGUAUUCGAGACUUUAUUUGUCAAACUGUUAGUCGAACGUAUCAAACAGUCAAUCGACAAGAAUUAGAAUCGGCUUUGGGUCGUCUUUCAUUAAGUGAAUUUGAAGAAUUAAUACAAAGCCGUGGUUGGAAAACAUUAACUGGUGACAAAGAUUAUAUAUUUAUAGCGAAUCAUGAAGAAAAUAUCAAAUCAAGAAACAUAGUAGAAAAAAUCAAGUUUGAACGUAUGUAUUUUGCACCGUAACUUAUUAGCAAGAAGUUUUUCACUUACAAGGGAAUCUUCCCAGGUGUCAAGCUCCGUUUUCAAUGAUCUUAUGCCAGUUGAUAGAGGAAAGUGCCCUAGUUAAAACCCUAAAAGGAUUUGUUUCCAUGAUACUUCUUUCAAGAGUUAUGAUUUUUUUUUGUUUUGCCGGGAAAACAGGCACAAAGAUACCAUCUCGAUAAAAACAGCGAAUUUUAAGCUGACAUUUUUUUCUACAAAUGUUCUGACAUUCUUUUGAAGUUUUAACUAGGACCUCUAUCAACUGACAUGAGAUAGAUCAUUAAAAACGGAGUUUGAUACCUGGGAAGGUUUCUUCGUUAGAUAAAAUUUUGUUAACUACUCUUCGCUCUUUAUCUGUUUUUGAAAUGACUACAAUAUCAAUUUACACUCCUUCAUUUAGAUGUGGCGGCCGUGAUGAAUAUUUCUUAAAAAUGAAGAAAUGAAUGAACAUCAAAGUAUUAAGAUAAUUGAAAAACACGAUUUCUUGUUUUUUUAAUUCAUCUAACAAUUAAACUCGUCUAUUUUCAGUUAUUUUGUUUGAAUAAAAGCAAACAACGAUAAUUCACACCUCAGAGCACUAUAGUUUUAAUUACGAUAUACAGAAGAAAUUCAUAGAGUUUAUUUUCUGUUUUUUAACGAACUUUUGAAUAUUUUUAAAAAUUCUUUUUUUUUAUUUAAGUGAACAGACUGGUCUAAAAACAUAAAUUUUACUGAAUGUCAUUUUGAAUUCCAUGUUUUUAUCAUAUUUUCCAGUUGAAAAGUGUUUACUUCAUAUAAUAAUAUACCCGAUGUUGUUUUAUUUCCAUCUUGAAAUGUUUUGAGUAGAAUAGAAGCCGUAUUCUCUCAGAAUAUAAGCGAAACACGUAUUUUGAACUAAAAAGUAUCGACAGAUAAAAACGUUUAAUUUUGUACAAAUAGCUCAGAAAUGCAUCAGAACUCGAAGACAGUUCAAUUCUUAUUUUAAAUCAGAAUAGACUGACUAGUUUAUGAUGUAUAUAAACAAAUAUAAUAUAAAUUGUUCAUCCAAUUUUGAAUUGAACAUAGAAAAAAUUCUUGAAAAUAGUAAACAUGCUUUGUGGGGAUGCUAUAAAAGUUGUUUUAAACCGCAGAAUAUGAGAUUAUAUGAAAAGAGUAUGCGGACACAUUAUUCAAACUUUACACUGACAUAAAUCCAAAUAUUUUAAUCUAACUAAAUUUAAUGUCCUUCAACGAAACAGCUUUACAAAGAUAAUCAUCACUUUCAAAUUUACCUUGUCGAUUUUUUCUAUUCUACAAUAAAUUUUUCAAAUGCACCAUAUUCAGAUAAUAACAAAAUCCAAUUGUAAAUAAUAGAAAGCAAUUAGAGUUACAUUAAUUGUUCAUUUCUCAAAUACUGAUUUUGUAUGUUGCAUUGAUUUCAUAUUCAUGAGUAACUACAUCAAUUUCUCCUAUAUAAUAAAAUAACCAAUCAUCCAUUCUCAUAAGUAGCACAAUCUACAAAAGUGGAUAACCAAUCAUCUAGUAGAACAACAGUUUUGAUUUGCUAAAAUGGAUAAUGAGUGAUAACAAAGGAAAUUCAUCCAUCCGCUGUUCUUGACUACAGAAAAGAGGAUGACAUGGUCGUGUACCCUUACGAUGUCAAGUUUAUGUUUGCAUUCAACUUAAUCUUAACACUCUCAGAAAUGCAGCCACUUUGUUCGCCAGCAACCAGGUGACAAAAUCGUUUUUUCACCUAGAUACUAGCGAACGCGAACAAAGUGGCUGCAUUUCUGAGAGUGAGUGAAUCGUCGUUGAUGUUAUAAAAGUAAACUCACUAUUUGAUAACGGUC
Messenger RNA from Didymodactylos carnosus, 2483 nucleotides. The record is from the annotation of a GenBank genome assembly. NCBI's taxonomy places the organism in Eukaryota, Metazoa, Rotifera, Eurotatoria, Philodinida, Philodinidae.